AUGAGAGCUACAUCUGACAUAUUGUCUGAUGGUCUCAUACACAAAAUACUCUCUUUUCUUAGUUUUAAAGAAGCAACUAAGAUGAGCAUUCUCUCCAAAACAUGGCUACGAGCCUGGUCGACUCAUCCCAAUUUGGAAUUCGAAGUUGAUUAUCUUAAUGACAAUAUGAAAAAAGUGGAUAGUAUCAUAGAGAGAUAUCGGGAUGAAAAAAUCCCUAUAGAGAAGUUUGAAUUAUCUAAUGCUAGUUUUCCCCAAGAAAUUUUUCCUUUAUUUGAUAAGUGGCUUCACAUUGCACUUCAGAACGGUGUAAAAAAUAUUGUAUUUAGAGUUCCUUGCUAUACAACAUACACCUUACCUGUUCUCACAAUCUUGGCGGAGAAAUCUUUAAGAGAAUUGGUUCUGAGGGGUUUUGAUUUGAAGCAUGUUACGUUAUCUAGUGGUGGUGUGGCGAACUACAAUUCAUUGAAAAAGCUUUCUCUUUCUUCUAUAUGUUUAGACGAUAACAUGCUUCAGACACUACUUAAUAGAUGUUCUUUGAUUGUCGAUCUCGUCCUUGAGCAUUGUGAUGGGUUGGAAAAUAUUGAGUUGUUGAAUCUUCAAAGGAUCAAGUCAGUUACCAUCAAGACAUUUAGAAAGCAACGUGUUAAAAUUGACGCCCCAACUCUUGAACACUUGUACUAUUUAGAUGCUGGGGAAGCAUAUCCUACGUUAGAUAUUAUCAAUGCUCCAAAUUUGGCAUCACUAGAGUAUAUAGGAGAUCAAAUUCCUAAGGCUUUUGUGGAUGCGAAUUUGCAAUGGAAUUGCCAUCCUAAAAAAGUCAUCCUUUUCGCAACUAAUGAAAUGAUUUCACGUUUUGUGAAUCGUUUAACGAGUAUGAAGAGAAGCAAGCCUUUGCGUAAUAGAUUACAACAAGUAACAACCUACAAAUUUGAUUGGGAAAAUCAGAUAUGGCAUCUGGUAGAGUUCAGAAGUGGAAAGCUGGCUCUUACUAGGGACAAAUUUUAUUUUUUAUUGGAUUGGUGA
Solanum lycopersicum (tomato) is the source of this 1023-nucleotide messenger RNA. Its product is annotated as F-box/LRR-repeat protein 25-like. The record is from RefSeq and is a predicted model, not a curated record. Lineage: Eukaryota; Viridiplantae; Streptophyta; Magnoliopsida; Solanales; Solanaceae. Gene Ontology annotation, molecular function: protein binding.